AUGAAUAAAAGCAGCUUGAGUUAUCUAAAAUCAAGCUAUUAUCUUCAGGAGCACCAAUAGAAGUUGUUCCUAAUGAAAUUAUAUUCAAGGAUAUAUAGAUAAAUUAGACUUAUGAGAUUGCUGUUUAUAUACGAAAUUUAACAUAAAAUGCACGUAGAAUAAGAGUAUUUCAACCUCAUUCUCAUUUUAGAUGUGAAAUGCAAGGGUAAAUAAUAUAGAUAAUUAAUUAAGUGCAAUAGCUGCUGGACUUUCAAUGAAAUUAAUUGUAACAUUUGAAACAGCCACUUUAGAUUCAUUUACAGACUAACUAAAGAUUGUAACUGAUGGUUAGUAUAGUAUAAAUAUUCCAUUACAUGCAUUUCCAGCAUAAGCAGCGUAUUCCAAUAUAAUAAAUAAGGAUAAUUUAUGAGCCAUUCAUAAAUUUAGGAUUUGUGAGAGUCAGAAAAGAGAAAGUGGAUAAAAUACAUUUUUAAAACGAAGGAAAAGCAGCAGGAAGAGUAGAAUUGAAAUUAGAUAAAAUUGUAGAAUUCAGAAUAGAACCAAAUUCAUUUACUCUCAUUCCAGGAUAAGAAUUUACUGUAACUGUAUUUUACAAACCAAGAGAUGCAGGAAUAUUUAGAGGAAUUAUUGAAGUAUUUGCAGAAGGUUAAUAAAGUGGAUUAAACUUAAAAAAUCCUAUUGAAAUUAAUGCAACAUCAAUAUAAUUUACAAGAUUUUUAAUUGAUUAAAAUGGUACUUAAAGUAAUACCUUUCAUUUUGGCACCAUGUUUUAUGGAUAACAAAAAUAAAUUGAAGCUUAUUUAAUAAAUAAUACACCUAGAUAAUAGAAAUUUAAGGUAAAAUUGAAAUAAGGAUUACAUGAAAGAGAAGAAACGUUAAAGUUAUAGACACCAGCAGAGUUAGGUCUUGAAUAAACAGAGAGAAUUAUGGAAUGUUGGCCAGAAGAAGGUGUUAUUGAAUAAUAUUCAUAGGUAACAAUAAUAUUUAAAUGUAAACCUAAAGUUAAUGAAGAAUUGUAGAUGAAAACACGUUAAUUUGCAUUAAAUCAAGAUAAAAAAAUCGAAUUAGAAGAAUUUCAUUAUUCAGCAAUAUUUGACUUUAAUGAUGAUGAACCAUUAAUCAUCUUACUGUUCAUUGUAUUUGUCCACAAAUUAAAUUUCCUCCUAUUUAAACUUUAUAAUUUGGGUAGUGUAUAGCUAAUUAAACUAAAGAUAUUGUAUUUGAAGUUUCAAAUAUGUCUAAAGUAUAAUCUAUACUCAUUGGAUUUCCAACUAUUCCUUACUUUUCAGUCAAUCCUUAAUUGAAAAAAUUAGCUAUCAAUGAAAAAAUCAAUUUUUGGGUAACUUUUAGACCAAAACAUGUUGGUUAAUUUUCAAAUGUUCUUAAUGCUGAACUAUUAGGAGGCGUGUUUAAAAUUCCAAUUAAAGUUACAGGAAUAUGUUCAUAAAUGUUAAUUACCUAAAACAAUAAUUUAGAAAAGGAGCUGAUUAGAAAUUUCUAAAGAUCGUUCUAUCUUUGGAAUCAUUAAAACAUCAACAGAUUAAGUAUAAUGGAUUCAUUAAAUAUUGAAUGUAUAUAAAUUAAAUUAAUACUAGUAUAAUCAUUUGAAAUGUCUUAAAUCGUUAGUUUCAUUAUCUUAAUAGGUGUGGAUAAGAUUGAAGAGAUGAAACGAUUAAAUAAGGAUAAAUAUAAUGAGUAUUUAAAAUAGCAUAGAGAAUAAAAAAGGACAAGGAUUAGUAAAUAAAAAAAAAAUUAAGUAGAUGACAGAGAGGAUGAAUCAGAUAAAAAAAUGAAUCAUUAAUUUUGA
Molecule: messenger RNA, 1807 nt
Organism: Paramecium sonneborni
Lineage: Eukaryota; Ciliophora; Oligohymenophorea; Peniculida; Parameciidae
Source: the annotation of a GenBank genome assembly